AUGGCAACCACGACAUUAACUUUAUUAGUCACCGACAAACUAAUUGGCGACAACUACGCUAGUUGGAACAACUUAAUACUUACAAUAGUAAUCAUCGAUGAUCUCCAGUUCGUCCUUACGAAGGAGUGUCCUCCUAUUCCACCUCCUACUACUGCUCAAAACGUUCGAGACACGUAUGAGCAAUGGACACGGGCGAAUGAGAAGACCCGAGCGUACAUCUUAGCCAGCAUAAACGAUGUCUUGGCCAAGAAGCAUGAACCCAUGGUCACUGCACGUGAGAUNCAUCUUAGCCAGCAUAAACGAUGUCUUGGCCAAGAAGCAUGA
Messenger RNA from Benincasa hispida (wax gourd), 324 nucleotides. The record is from RefSeq and is a predicted model, not a curated record. NCBI's taxonomy places the organism in Eukaryota, Viridiplantae, Streptophyta, Magnoliopsida, Cucurbitales, Cucurbitaceae.